This is a messenger RNA of Rotaria sp. Silwood2, 417 nucleotides long. Lineage: Eukaryota; Metazoa; Rotifera; Eurotatoria; Philodinida; Philodinidae. The record is from the annotation of a GenBank genome assembly.
AUGCUUGAUCCACAAACGUUAGAUGAAAUUGAUGUACUAACACGUACUGUCUACGGCGAAGCACGAGGAGAAUCUAUAGAUGGUCAAGUAGCUGUUGCUUGGGUAAUUCGAAAUCGAGCUGCUAAAGGUCGGACAUAUAUGGGUAAAACUAUUAAAGAUGUAUGUCUUAAACCUUAUCAGUUUUCAUGUUGGAAUUCCAAUGAUAAAAAUCGAAGCGUACUUCUGAAUUUGUACACGGAUAGUGAAGAAUAUCAAAGUAUUCGCCGAGUUGUAGAACAAGUAUUAAAUGGAACACGAACUGAUAAUACACAAGGUUCAACACAUUAUCAUGCUCGGCGUAUCCAACCUAAUUGGACAAUUGGCAAAAGUCCAGUGGUUACUAUUGGCAAUCAUUUAUUUUACAAUAAUGUUGAUUAA